Molecule: messenger RNA, 954 nt
Organism: Stylonychia lemnae
Lineage: Eukaryota; Ciliophora; Spirotrichea; Sporadotrichida; Oxytrichidae
Source: the annotation of a GenBank genome assembly
AUGAACGACUAAACUUUUCUCGGAUAGGUCAAGAACCUACUACAGAUAGGGGAUGUUGAUUUUCUAUAAAAGCUUUUGACCACUUAAAAGAUUACUAAUGCAUCCUAGUACUCUCAGUUAUUUGCCAAACUUAAAUAAACUUUCUAUUACGAUGUGUAGCAUUAGGUUUGCAAGAAUGGUUCAAUUGAAGUGCUUUAAUUUCUCAGAUCAAAGAGUAGUUCAAAGGAUUUUAACAUUGACUUUGCUGAUUAAAAUAAUUAGAACUGCCUACAUUAUGCCGUGCAAAGAAAUAAUCUAGGCUUCGUAAAGUAUAUAUUACUUGAGGACUAAGAUAAACAGACCAAUCAAAUGCUAAAUAAGAUUGAUAUCAACAUGCGAUCUUAGGAUAAAGGGGAGAGUCCAUUAUUCUUUGCUUUGUCUAAAUUGAAAAGUGACACUGAUAAAAUAAAGAUGGUGAAUCUACUACUGCAGAGAUAAGAUAUCGAUGUCGGAGUUAUUAAUAAUGAUAAGAAAUUAGCUUUCGAAGCAUAUAAUAAUCAGUUCAGUUCUGAUCCUGCGGCUAAUUUAAUAGAGAAAGCUUAUAUACUUAAAAAUGACAUUAAUAAACAAAAGAAUCUAAGUGGAUAUGAAGGAUCUAUGUUUCUUUUAAAGAACAUUUCAACUUCUGACUAGAAUUAAUUGCUUAACAAACAGACACCGUUAGAAAAAAAAGAAGAAUUGAUUGAGAGUCAUAUUUUUGACUAGGCUCUUGAUCUCAACUAUAAGUAAGAACUAUAGCAGCAGCUAUUGAACAGUAAAGCCCUUCAGGAUAGAUUUAAGCAUCUUUAACACUAAUCCACAGUUGAUUCUUUUAAAUAUAUAGAUAAAGAUGAGCUUAAAAAAGCUUUGGAUAAGAGACUAAUGGAGUUCACAGGUAUGACAUUGAUUAGAAAUAUCAAGGAUGCUUUUGCUUGA